UGUAUUUGGGGUUAUUAUCAGAAAUACCUAAAAUAAGUGACGAUAGUUUUCUGUUACAAAUUGCACAAUUUACUUUUCCCAAAUCCUAACAAAUUUCUUCUGCUACUCACUUGUGCUCAAUCUUCGCCCGUCAAUGGAGGAAAAAACAUUCGAUCCGGAUUUAAUUCGCGCUAUUUUCAAACUCGUCUGGGAAAAACGAGGAGCAGAGCGGGAGAAGAAUCAACUCUCAGAAAAUGAAGCAGAGGCUGGACCAAGUACGACGAAGAGAAGCAGGCAAAUUCCUGCCAACGGGAAUGCAUUGAAGCUGAGCUGUGAACUCCUCCGAGUUUUUGUGGCAGAGGCUAUCCAGCGUGCUGCUGCCAUUGCUGAAGCAGAGGGCUCAUUGAAAAUAGAAGCAACUCAUCUAGAAAGGAUACUUCCUCAAUUACUUUUAGACUUUUGAGGUACCAUUGAGCUUUGAUUUUCUGUGGAGUUACUUCAGUUCAGUCAUGUAUUAAACCCAACUAGUGCUCCUGAAAGUCAUAUUUUGAUUCAAACUGAUUUAAUCAUAUUCCUAUCAUUCAGAAUGUGUA
Salvia splendens (bonfire salvia) is the source of this 572-nucleotide messenger RNA. RefSeq names its product centromere protein X. Gene Ontology annotation, cellular component: FANCM-MHF complex. Gene Ontology annotation, biological process: resolution of meiotic recombination intermediates; replication fork processing; DNA repair. The record is from RefSeq and is a predicted model, not a curated record. Lineage: Eukaryota; Viridiplantae; Streptophyta; Magnoliopsida; Lamiales; Lamiaceae. The transcript is spliced from 6 exons. Bases 134 to 442 code for a protein of 102 amino acids.